Porites lobata is the source of this 321-nucleotide messenger RNA. Lineage: Eukaryota; Metazoa; Cnidaria; Anthozoa; Scleractinia; Poritidae. The record is from the annotation of a GenBank genome assembly.
AUGAAUGCCCAGUCGGUGCGCAACAAGACAACCGAUUUUGUAGAUUACUUCUGUGAACGUAAAUAUGACUUGGUUGUGAUUACCGAGACGUGGCUCCAGCCCCAUGAUGAUGCGCUAAGAACAGAACUGUGUCCUCCUGGUUACAACUUUAUUGACUUUCCACGACAAGAAUGGAUAAGUGGAGGCAUUGGACUACUGUACAAGGAUUCACUUCGUGUCAGCAUGAUUCGAGAUGGAAUUCAAGAGUCGCUUGAGUUUUGCGAGUUGUUGGUCCAAACGUCGACUUCCCGCAAGAUACGGCUUGUGAUCGUCUACCGUCCA